Messenger RNA from Meriones unguiculatus (Mongolian gerbil), 2080 nucleotides. It is a transcript of the gene Vcpkmt, whose product is annotated as valosin containing protein lysine methyltransferase. Gene Ontology annotation, molecular function: protein-lysine N-methyltransferase activity. The record is from RefSeq and is a predicted model, not a curated record. Gene Ontology annotation, biological process: peptidyl-lysine methylation. The transcript is spliced from 6 exons. Gene Ontology annotation, cellular component: cytoplasm; cytosol. Lineage: Eukaryota; Metazoa; Chordata; Mammalia; Rodentia; Muridae. The coding region runs from base 56 to 811 and encodes 251 amino acids.
GCUUGCGCGGCGUGACGUCACCAUACGGCGCAGCCUGCCGCGGCCGGGGGCAGCGAUGGCGGCCGCCGCGGAGCCGGCCGCGGAGGACCCGCUGUGGAGCUUCGUGCGGGUGCUGGAGAAGCGGGACGGGACGGUGCUCCGACUGCAGCAGUACGGCUCCGGGGGCGUGGGUUGCGUCGUGUGGGACGCCGCCAUCGUCCUCUCCAAAUACCUGGAGACGCCGGGCUUCUCUGGUGAUGGCGCCCACGCGCUGAGCCGCCGCUCGGUGCUGGAGCUGGGCUCCGGCACGGGCGCCGUGGGGCUCAUGGCUGCGACCCUCGGGGCAGAUGUUGUAGUCACUGAUCUCGAGGAGCUGCAGGACUUGCUGAAAAUGAAUAUUAAUAUGAACAAGCAUCUUGUGACUGGUUCUGUUCAAGCCAAGGUACUGAAAUGGGGGGAAGAAAUAGAAGACUUGACGUCACCAGACUACAUCCUGAUGGCUGACUGCAUAUACUACGAGGAGUCCUUGGAACCAUUGCUGAAAACAUUAAAAGAUCUCAGUGGAUCUGAAACUUGUAUUAUAUGUUGUUACGAACAGCGUACAAUGGGGAAAAAUCCAGAAAUUGAGAAAAAAUAUUUCGAGCUCCUUCAGCUAGACUUUGACUUUGAGGAAAUUCCUUUGGACAAACAUGAUGAAGAAUACCGAAGCGAAGACAUUCAUAUUAUAUACAUCAGAAAGAAAAAAUCAGUACGUGCAUUCACAGUUGUCCAUACUCUGAGAUUUCAUCAGCUGAUUCGUGCCUGUGAGCUAAGCAUGAAACUGCCAUCAUGAAACCCUCCUUUCUCUUUCAUCUUACGCACGUCCCUAACAUCCUGGGUACAGCUGUGACUGGAGCAUGUGCAUUCAGCAUGGGAAGAUUGCAUUUCCAGAUUUCCCCAGCACGUCCUUCGAGAUCUGCACAUGGAUGAUGGCUACCAUGGACUGCCCACAAUGUGAAGUACCUGCCUGCCCGUGGGCUUGACGUAGAACUUAGCUUUACUCAGCUCAGCGUCAAGUUCUGCUUUACAAGAACAUUGACAAUCACUCAAGUAAAAUAAACUUUGAGGGUAGCCUCAAGUCUGAAGCAGCAUGGUUGACUCAGUACAUUUUCAAGAAACUAGAGAUAAUUUGAUCCAAUUUCUAUUGAUGUCUAACUUACUAUGCAGUAAUAUUUCGAGGGCUGGUUCUGGUGGUGUACACCUUUAAUCCCAGCACUGGGGAGGCAGAGGCAGGUGGAUCUCUCGAGGUCCAGAUCAGCCUGGCCUACAGAGCAAGUUCCAGGCAUAAUAAGAACCUGUCUCAAAACAAAACAACAACAACAACAAAAACAACAUGAAUGAAAGAAACAAAACUAGAGAUCAGUUGACCCGAUCCAAUUCCUAAUGAUAGUUAUCUGUUUCUAUAUAAUAAUGUUUAAGUUGAAAGCAGUAAAUUUUCAAAGGCAGCCUGUCUUUCUUUUACAUAGUUGUGCAGUAGGUUUUUUGUUUUGUUUGGUUUUUUCUUGUGAUAUCUUUAAUACUUACAUGUUAUUUUAAGAGAAGCUGAAAAUAUUAUCUUGUUUCUUUACUGGCCAGAGUGUUUAUUAUCCAUCACAGGUAGGUGAGUGAAUUAGAUAGUUAAGUAUACUGUAGUGAGUCUCUAAGAAGAUGAAUGAGGAAACCAAGAGAACAAAAAGCUGUCUCAGAAGGAAGGCGUGAGAAAAGAAAGCCAGUUGCGGGCUUCUGUGUUCACAUGGCUGGCACAGUUUUUCUUGUGUAUGCAAGAAAAUCUGAUUUUAAAAUACCAAUAUUAAGACAUAUAUCAUGAUUAUAUGAAACUGUUUUUUGGUUUGUUUUUUUUUUUUUUUUUUUGAGUAACUGAAAAUUCUGUGCACAUUUUUCAAAUGUUUUUGUAUGGUGUUGUCUCCAGUUUUUGUUCCAGUAAUCAUCUGCUCACAUAGACUUAUCUGUCGAUGUCUUAACACUGGUUCCAAAAAGUAGUAACCAGAUGGAAUUCUGGAAUUUACAGUCGUUGGUGCUAGAUGGCAUGCUUUAUGUGUUGAAAUAAACACCGUUCUUGAAA